AUGACAAAGAUGAAAAAGUUACCCUCUAUUGGAUUGUGUUUGUUAGGAUCGGGUGCUGUUGGGAAGAGUUGUUUGGCUGUUCAAUAUCAUCAUGGUAUAUUUGAGGAGCAUGAUUAUGAUCCAACUAUUCAAGAUGUUCAUCGUAAAAAUGUAAGGCUUAAUGAUAAACGGGAAUAUUGUUUGGAAAUUCAAGACACAGCAGGUGAGCCUGAACUACGAGGAUUACUGGAAGAAAUUAUUGAAACAAGUGAAGGAUUCAUGAUUGUGUAUAGUGUUUUGGACAAACGAUCCUUUGAAGAAGUAACAUUAUUUCUCGAUAUGAUUUGGAAAGUUCGUGGAAAAGAAGUACCAAUCAUGCUUGUCGCAAACAAAAUUGAUACACUCUCGACAGAACAAGCCCGAGUAAUAUCCAAAGAAGAUGCACAACGUUUGGCACAUAUCCAUCAACUCAUGUAUCAAGAAACCUCAGCAAAAACUGGAGAAAAUGUCAAGACGAGUUUUGUGGCGUUGGCAGAGAAGGCAAGAGACAAUAUGAUUCUCACAGGAAAGCUCAAGAAACCGAGUGGAUGCCAAAUAGCUUAA
Naegleria lovaniensis is the source of this 582-nucleotide messenger RNA. RefSeq lists its product as uncharacterized. The record is from RefSeq and is a predicted model, not a curated record. The transcript is spliced from 3 exons. The coding region runs from base 1 to 582 and encodes 193 amino acids. Gene Ontology annotation, biological process: signal transduction. Gene Ontology annotation, molecular function: GTP binding; GTPase activity; GDP binding. Lineage: Eukaryota; Heterolobosea; Eutetramitea; Acrasida; Naegleriidae. Gene Ontology annotation, cellular component: plasma membrane.